GCGGGGCAUGUCGGAAUACAGGCGGGGAAAGAAGUGCCUUUCUGUGCCAAACAGUUUCAUCUUCCAGCUGCCGAGUGCUCCUCUCCCGUCAGUGUGUGUGUUUACAGUGAGUGAGUGUGUGUAAGUGUGUGUGAGUGUGUGAGUGUAGCUGUGUUAAUGAUGGACUACAGCCUCCCGCUGCACAUCGCGAACUUCAGCACGCUGUUCGUGUGCUCGGUGCUCAAGUUCCCGCAGAUGUGGGUUCUCUUCCGCGCCAAAUCCGCGGCGGGGGUCAGUCUGAACAGUCUGCUGCUGGAGCUCGUGGGGUUCAUAGUGUUCGUCUCCUACCAGAUGUACUACAACUACCCUCCUCCUACAUACCUGGAAUACCCCAUCCUCAUCACACAAGACGUCAUCCUGCUGCUUCUGAUCCUGCACUACAAUGGAAACAUGAAGCAUGGCCUUAUCUAUGCAGCAGUGUUUGUAGGUGGCUGGAAGCUACUCACCCUCGAGAAGUGGAUCAUUGACUUGGCCAUGAGUCUGUGUACGUUUAUCAGUGCGGGCAGUAAACUGGCACAGCUGCAGUGUUUGUGGAGAUCUAAGAACUCAGGACAGGUCAGCACUCUCACCUGGGGUUUGGCCUCCUACACAUGCAUGGCAAGAAUCUUCACUACUCUGGUGACAACUGGAGACACUCAGGUUCUCAUCCGCUUCGUUGCCAUGACGAUCCUGAACUUGUGGGUGACGUUCACUGUGAUCUACUACAAACCCAGCGCCAAGAAACAGGACUGAGAUGCAGACGUUUGUGGGACUAUUUUAGCUUCAUUACUUCACCUUCAUAUUUGGACCUUCUUGUACUUUUACUGACCAAAAUGCUUCACACUGCUCCUACACCUCCAGUGUAGGGUGAUUGAACUCACCCAAAAUUACCCAAAGACCACCUGAAUCAGGUGUGAUUUUUACCCUUCACCUCGAUUGUAACACAAGGUGGCAGUAUAUAAGAUCAGCCUAUUUUUUUUAUAUAUAUUUUUUUUUUACCUACAUUCAUUGGCCAUUUUACCAAAAACACAAGAUUUUCAAUUUAGGUACUUUUUGUAGGUGUAAAGUUACAAACUGUAGUUUAUUUAUUGCUCUUCAUUGGAAAGAGAACACAGCUUUUUUGGCCACUUUAUUAGAAACAUUUGCUUUAAAAUUGCUUUGAUUUGUAGAUACACUCAGACUGUGAGUGCUUAUUCAUAAAUAAUAUAUCAUGUUGUGGGUGGUGAAGGUGGGAUACAGACUGUAACUGUACAUCUGUAAAGUGCAACCAUACGGUAGGUGUUUCUGAUAAAUUGGCCAACGUGUUUAGGUUGACACAACUGGAAGUUCAGAGCAGCAUAUGUUUUCAACCCACAUCUGGUAUUAAAUGAAGAAAGACAUUAGUUUCAAAUUAUUGCCUGUUAUUACCUCUAUAGCCCCAUUUGGAUGGGAUUAGUUUUGCCUUAGGCCAUUAGCUGGGGUUAUGUUCCAACAUUAAUUAAUUAUGCACAUUUAGUACAUGUAAACUGCAAACAAAAAUGAAAGAAAAAAAAAGAUGGCUUUCAAUUAUAUUGCAAUAUCACAAUAUGGAGAAUUUUACACCACAAUAUAGCACACCCCUGGUACCAAUUCUGUUAUAUCCUGUAGAAAAAGUGUUUUUGCAUCUUUUCUGAUGUGAGGAGGUGUUUAGUUUUGUUAAACAUAGCACAGAGACCUUGGCUCGUUCAGGUCGGAGGCAAACCUCAGGUGUUACAAUUGACAUACAAACCUCAAAUCUAGGAGACGAGCCAAAGAACCCCUCGAAGGUGCGACACUUCUAUAGGUGUAAAAUAGACAUAAGUGUUCUAAACGUGUAGCAGCACACAUUUUUUUUUUUUUUUUUUUUUUUUUUUUUACUGUGAAUGGGUUGUAAGAUUUGUUAACAUCUUAUUUUUGGAAGAUUUUGGUUGUUCAUAAAUCGAGUAGCCACUCCCAACUUAGUCAUUUAUAGUGAGUUUUUUUUUAUUAUGUGCAAAUUAUUUGUUUAUAGAAAUUCUCCAGGUAAAACUAGUCCCAUCCGAACAGGGCUUAAGACAUAAAGAUAGCAUGAAGAUAGAUUUAGCUUUUGAAGGUGUUAGAUGAAUUGCCAGUUCUUUGAACAUGGAUUAAAUCUAAUGCAAAUUUAUAUACUGAAUAUAUUUGAGCAGAACUACAAGCCCAAUUUCACAUACAUGCUGUACAUUUAUGUGCCUUAAAUGAACACUGCAGAAGUACAGUACCACAUUUUUAGAACAUAUAGGGUCUAGACUAACUAGAGUAUUUAGUCUAGUCUUAGGCUUAACCAGGGUGUAGUGUAUGUAGUUUUAGUUAGUUGACUAUUAGUUGUCUCAGGGUUCCUCUGUAUUUAAUAUCCAGUUUUGUUGUUAUUCUUUAACAACAACUGUAUCAUCUUUUAAUAGCAUUACACUGUGAAAUCCCUUUCACGUUCAGACAGAAAAAACGUAUGCCAUGUCUUAGGGAAAUCUUUAGACUGAGUAUGAAGUUUAUUUUUUUUGUGUCUGUGUUCUGUAAACGAGGUUAUAAGCUCCGUAGCUCUCGUAUAUUUCCAUUUUUACGGUUUCUCUGCUCUUCUGUCUGCUCUUUUCAGUUUCCCUCCCCUGUGAGUGCUCGUUAGAAAGGGAAGCUUCUUUUUAGACAUAAACAGUCAUAACCGUUCACACCAUAUGCACCUAGAGAAAGUAUAACUCAGAUAGGCCUACAUAAAGUCACUGUAAAGUAGCCUGCUCACUGUCAUUCCUCAGCUUUUUCUGCUCUGCUCCACCUUAUAUUAAAUUCUAUAAGAUCUGUAUGGUUGCGAUUAUACGAUGAAGUUUUAGGGCCAAUCCCAAAAAUAAAUAAAGACAGUUCACUUUUUUAAUAUUACGAGAUUAAAGUCGAAAUACUAUGACUUUAAUUUUGUAAAAUAACGACUUUAUUCUCGAAGUAAACUAUUUUUUUUUUUAAGAGUGUCCCUAAAACGCUGUCGUAUACUCAGCAUGUUGAUCCAAACAUAAGCUUUGUGUUCUUCUCUGAACACAGAUAAGUAAAGCUGUUCUGCUGCUGUCCUGAUGCUCAUUUGUUUGGUCUGCAGCUAUAAAAACGUGGCUCUGAUUGGUUAGCCUGGUUUUAAAACAUAGUGGAGCUCUAAUGAAAAAUGUAUGCAAUAUUAAACUCAUUGGGCCUUACCAUUUUAAGGGUUGGUUUCCCACAGGAGGUUGUGUCCUACACUACACAUCUUUUAAUGGAGAAUCUCCAUACACAGUGAUGUAUAGUUCAGGAUUAAGCUAAAUCCCUGUCUGGUAAACCAACUAUGUGUGUGUUUACCUGCAUUAAAAAAAACAUUAAUCCAAUGUAAACAGAGUACUUCCAUUUCUUAGGUCUAGAAAUCUAAUCCAAGACUGGAAUUUAAGAGCAGUAAUCAGAUUUCUCAGUAUAAGUAUUCUUCUAACUGAAGUUUUCAUUUAAUAAUUUAGAAUUAUUACAUUAACUGUAAUUUAAUUAAUGAAUUAACAUUUGUUUUUGAGAAUAGUACUAGUGUUGUGCUGUAACUGGUGGCCAGACACUUCCAUCAAGCUACAUUCCAAUGAGUUCUUUUAUGCAGAAUCUAGGCCUAAAAUAUUAAAGAUGAUUCUCAGAUUAUUAUGCAACGGUUCACCUUGUGGAGUGUGUAGCAAGCUGUUUUUCACUGUAAAUCAUUCCAUUGUUCCUAGACUGGUGCAAUGGCACAUGUGGACAGAGUUUAUUGUAUACUGACAUGCCACAUGUCAUGGGACAGGAAGUAGUGUCCAGUCUGUUUCAUGAUUUUUGUCAUGUCCCAGGUAGGCUAAAUAAUGCUGCACUGACCUGUGGAAUCUUAAGGUGUGUGUGUUCUCAGGGUGUCCCAGGGUAAAACACCUUACAGUUAAUAUGUUACAUAUGAUUAUCCCAUGACUUCUGGCAUGUCAGUUUGUUUACAGUUCACAUGGAAAGAUGAACACUUUAUUUCUUCUGUAUGUUUCUCUUCAGUUUAGACGGUAUUGAUUCAGGUGAUACAAAACCUGCUUUUACCAGGAACAAAGGGACCAAAUGGAGAUUUUUUUUUAAUACUUGUUUUUUGGUUUAUGCAACAAUGAUCAUACUUUACCAAACAAGACUUUUCCAGACACUGUCUGGCUCUGGAAUGUGAAUGAGAAAGAACAGUAUCUUAUUAGGUCUGAAGUUGGGUUGUGUGUCUAAAUGUUUGGAUCUUCCAUACAGCUAUAAUGUAAUAAGUUUACUAAUCAGGAUUUACAUAUGAAGUGUUUUGGACCAAUAAAAUAUUCAGGUUUCCUUGACAAAGAUUGAA
This is a messenger RNA of Astyanax mexicanus (Mexican tetra), 4339 nucleotides long. RefSeq names its product solute carrier family 66 member 3 (gene slc66a3). The transcript has 7 exons. Lineage: Eukaryota; Metazoa; Chordata; Actinopteri; Characiformes; Acestrorhamphidae. The record is from RefSeq and is a predicted model, not a curated record. Bases 157 to 771 code for a protein of 204 amino acids.